Messenger RNA from Haliotis rubra (blacklip abalone), 543 nucleotides. Its product is annotated as insoluble matrix shell protein 4-like. Lineage: Eukaryota; Metazoa; Mollusca; Gastropoda; Lepetellida; Haliotidae. The transcript has a single exon. The record is from RefSeq and is a predicted model, not a curated record. Bases 1 to 543 code for a protein of 180 amino acids.
AUGUGCAGUAUUAACAACAGGAACACCACCUUAUGCACUAGAGGCAUCAUCGUAAUCUGCAGUAACAACAAGAACACCACCACAAGGACUAGAAACAUCAUCGUAAGCAGCAGCAAGAACAGGAACACAACCACAAGGACUAGAAACAAACACGACAAUGGCAGCAGUACCAACAAACACGACAAUGGCAGCAGUACCAACAAACACGACAAUGGCAGCAGUACCAACAAACACGACAAUGGCAGCAGUAACAACAAACACGACAAUGGCAGCAGUACCAACAAACACGACAAUGGCAGCAGUACCAACAAACACGACAAUGGCAGCAGUACCAACAAACACGACAAUGGCAGCAGUACCAACAAACACGACAAUGGCAGCAGUACCAACAAACACGACAAUGGCAGCAGUAACAACAAACACGACAAUGGCAGCAGUACCAACAAACACGACAAUGGCAGCAGUAACAACAAACACGACAAUGGCAGCAGUACCAACAAACACGACAAUGGCAGCAGCCACCGAUGUAUUGUUAGGGAUUGA